GACGAAAUGUGAUGAAAUUCGUUGCUCUAUUCGAUCACUCCAACGUAUCCUAUGGAAGUGUUAACAAUAACAAUCAUUUUUUCGUGAAUAUUUAGUAUUUUGGUGUAAAGUGGAUUAUUAACAUUCCUAUAACUUAUCAUAUUUGGGUGCUAGGACAGCAAAACGCCCACAAAUAAAAAUGGAUGAUGCUACUGUGAGUGACACUCCAGAAAUUCGGGAGAAUUUAUUGAACCAUGUUAUUUUAUCGCGUGAUCUUCCCCAAGAUAAGCCACCGCGAUUCAUUGAAUUGAAGCUAAUGACUCAUAUGGUCGAAACUGUUGAGAAUUUAGCGAAAUGUCUACCAAUUAAAACGGUCGAGUUCUGUAAAAGAUUGAAGACAAUUCAUCUCAAAUGCACACCAGAUGUUGUAUCGAAUGAGAUUAAUUCGUUGCAUCCAGGUGAUACAUUUGCCAUGUUCGUGCGUCGCCAGAAUACUACCUUCAUGGUUUAUAUGCUGCCAAAUGACGACAUCGACAUAAAAAAAUCGCAACAAGUAAUUUUAGCAACAUUUCCGGGCAAUUUCCAUCCAAGCGAAGUAUAUAAGGCUGAAAGCGAUAUGCAGUUUAGCUAUCCAAUGAAAGCAAUCAAAACAAAAUAUUCGCGCAUGUUGCGUUCAGAGGAGUUUGCACAACAGUUGUGCUUUUUGUUUGGGGAAUUGCCAAUUGAAACUAAAACUCGCAACUACGUAUCGGAAUGGUUACUUACGCUUCUAGCGGAUGUAAAAAGCACAACAGCUUCUGCAGAGGAAUUUCCAUUUAUUACGAAAAAGAUUCGAGACGAAGUUCGUGGUAAGGAGAAGAAAAACUACUUUCGUCGGUCUAGUUUUUAUAUGAGCGUAAAAGUCUUACUUCAACACAACCUCACGAUGCAACUGGGCCCCGAAUUGGGAAAAAUCUGCUACAAAAUUAUCAUGCUGAAAUUUUUAACUCGAAUGUGUGAGUUUUACAUGGAACCGAAAGGCAUGACUGUCAACAAUGAAUUAUUGUCCCAGAUGAUAGCUAAAAUGGGUCGUCGAAUCGAGAAGUUGUCGCAAAUGAAAGUAAAAAAAGGACAAAAGGUAGCAAAUGCAAUCAAUUUGUAUACUUCUAUCGUUGACGAAGCCACAGAGACCAUACAAAAAUUUCGUGGUGAAAUUAAUGGUCGAACUCUAUCAAUCCACCAAAUGGACGAGCAAAAAUCCCAAUUACCGCCAUUAAUUGACCUGAAAUUUGAUUCGGAUAUAUGCCAUAAAAUGCCAAAACUGCAACAAUAUGUGAGUAAAAGAAUGCAACAGGUGGCGAGAAAAGACAAUAAGUCGAAAUACAAAGUGCAAUCCUAUCGGCGAUACAACUUAAAACAGUGUCCAGGGAUUGAAACAAUUUCAAUGGUAAAAGAUGAGCUCGGUAACCGAAUUUAUUGAGUUGAAUUUGAAAAUGUGGUUUUAUAUGAAAUGAAUAUGAAUGAUGAUCGUUGGACAGCGAACGAACUGCGCACAUGGUUUUUUGGAUACGCUAAAUAUGCGGAUGAAAAAUACAAGGAAAAUCAAUUGCUCAUCAGCAAAAUGAUUUUGGUUCUCACUAAAAUGGUCUCCGUAUUAGACCGAAGUUGUAUAAGCGAAUAUCCGCUGCUUCAAGGGCAUCGCAGCGGAAUCAAUCCAAAUUGGGUUAAUUCGUUAUUGAUACCUCAACGUGCUGACAUGCAAAUUGCCUUUGAAUUAGAGGAAUACUUUCGUCGACGUAAUGAUUGUGCACGCCAUCCGGGAUUAACUGAAGAAGACACCAUUAGCGAAAAUUCAUUUUCAGUGAAAUUUGCGAUGCAAGAUUCAGGCAUGAAAAAAGUUCGGAAACGGAUUUUGAAAAUGAAUGAAUAUAACAUCGAGAAUAAACGAUUGGAAUUGGAACAAGGUCGUGCAAGAGUUGAGAAUCUCAGAGAGAGAGCCAAUCAAUUGGAACAUCACUAUUUCACGAAUCGAUGGGGAAAUUAUCGUCACAGCAACAGCAACUAUUGCACCAAAUGCAAUUUGAAAUUGCAGUCAGAUCGUGUGAAAAUGAGGGAAUAUGAGCAUUUGUUGCCAGAGGAAGAGUUUAAACAGUUUGCAAUUGUGUUUGAGUUCAACAUCCCAAAUAAAAUCGCUUGUUUAAGGGAUGUUCUGUAUGGAUUGACUAAAUUUUGUAGUAAAUCCAAUAUAAAUGCUCGAGAAUUGACAAUCAAUUGGGCAGCGCGUUCGGAACUAUCAGAGUUCAACAAGUCACAUUGUCAAAAUGAAUAUGUUAGCCUCGGCAGUACAUGGAAACAACAUUUGUCCGAACAUCAUGUAAGCUAUUCAUUUGAAGCAUUCAUCGUUAAAAAUACAUCAAAUUGCAUGUUAUUUGCUGAAAAUAAAAGUAUACCAACUUCACUACCAGAUAAUGCAAUCAAAACCGUGUGCACAUUCAAAACGCAAGACGAAUAUUUGGGUCUACAAUGGACAUUGAACAGUACAACGCACACACAGAAUCAAGUGCUGUCACGUCAAUUUGAAUGUCCACAUAACAUGUCAUUGUCCGAAUUCAAGAAUUUUGGCUCACUUCGUGCCGAUAGUCAUCGGUUGCAGUUACGGAAAUUGUAUGCUAUGAUUGAAACUGAAGCAUUGUCAUUUGAAAAGGAGUCGGUCUUAAUGCUUAUCAUGCAAACUCUGUGGGAAUGCGGAGUCAGUGGCGACGGUAAAUUCAUUCGAGAGUCUCAUGUUGAUUUCAACGAUGCAGAAUUUUGUACAACAAUGAUCGAACUCCUUACGAAAUUCAUCGAACAACAAAAAGAUAAUUGGGUGCAUCCAUUGAAAUUGGUUAUGGCCACUUUAAUCGCCAUUCGUGCUUUUGAAAUCAACGAUCACGAUUUAUUAGCGGAUGAAUAUGUGGAAUUGUUGGCGCACAUUCGGCGUAUUGCAUUAGAUUGGAUUGACAAAAUCGAAAAGACCAUAUCUGAUAUGCACAAUGUUGAUGAAAAAAAUGAACGCGAUCUACGUUUGAAACUAAUUUUUGUGGCAAUAGCCGGUAGUUUGACGUUUUUCGUUCAUCCAACGCAUAAAUUUUACGAAGGAAUUCUAAGAGAUAAUGAGAAUGGACUAUCAGCGGCUCAGUUGUGGUUGCAGUUUAUCAUUAGUUUGAAGAAUAAUAUUCAUCUCUAUGAAAAUAAUGAAGAUAAAUUGCCAUCAAAUCUACGUUUAUUCCUUCGAAUGAUUGAAACUAACGGUGUGUAUUUGGAACCAAAAAUAAAGGCUAUUAUACAUGCUGGAGAUGUAGAAAAGCUAAUUAAGAAACAAUGGAUGCGUGCUGAUACGGCAAAAUUCAUGCGAGCCUAUUUUUCAACUGAAUAUCCACAAAUUUUAGCUGCUGAAUACAUCGUCGACUACGGUUCACAGAUGCAUGUCUCACAGACCAUCACCAUUGACAUAAUCACCGGUGCAUUUUCUGUGGAAGGCCUACCGGUGUCACGUCUGCCAACUGACACUAUACAAAACGAACUUUAUCAGUGGUUCUUUGGGCAAACAACGUUUCCAGUGCAACCAGAUGCUGAAAAUAGUUUUUCCACUCUCCAAAAGCACAAUGAUUGUAGCUAUAACUUUAGAAAGAAUGAAAACGAUACCAUCAUCACUGAACGAACGGAUGAAGGUUUGGAGAAAGAGCUCCUUCCUCAUUAUAUCUUUAGAGAUGAUUUCCCGAAUUCACUUGCAUUGAAUUACAGUCACUGGUGGAAUAAGAAGGAAAACUGCAUCGAAUUUCGGGUGAGAACAUUUGGACAGAAGCAUUUUUCCAAAGAAACCACAAUUGAUUAUCGAUUAGAUUUAGCAACAAAUCGUUUGAUACAUAUAAAAACAAGUCGGCCAAUGGUCGAUGUAAAAAGUGGCAGUUAUUGUAGAAUCGUGAAUCAAUUGUCGCGUUUGGAACACUUCAAUUAUAUCCAUGUGCUGAUGAAUAGCCCAAAAGAGGCCGUGGUGGAACUGAUGCGAAUGAAUCUAAAAUUCAAGAUUCACUAUUCGAAAGUGCCACGAAAGCAAUACGAUUUAAUUUCAAAUGAAUUUAUCGGGAUGCGUAUCGCCCGCGCACAAAAAAUCGGCACUUUAUGUGGACUAAAUCAUGGUUUGAUUCUGGAAAGCAUAAGCAUUGAUUCUAAUUCAAACACCAAAAUAUUACUCAUCCCCCAUGGAAAUGUUCGAAUCGAAACGAACAAUUUGGAUGUUACUGUAAACAUUGACAUUGGGCCCAGUUUAAGAAAACCGCACUUCUAUCAAUAUCAAGUGGACGAGUUUUGCCAGCAACUGAAAUCUAACAAUAGUAGUCAUGCAUCCUGGUUCUACCUGGCUUAUUUACAUGCAAUCACAUCGCACGGUGAAAUUGAACCGUUUACGGGAAUGUCAGGCACCGAACGAGCACUGCAAAUUUUACAAUCUGCUUUUGCCUGGUCUUCGGCUCCAUACGAACCAGAAGCCAUACAUAUUCUUAAUGAAAUUGCUAAAUUGUCACCAAUCCGAAAGCUCGUCGAUAACAGACAAAUCAUUGAAUGGCCAAACAAUAUUCCGCGCAGUUCAGCUCAGGAUUCGUUUAUUUUUAUCGUCAAAAAAUUGCUUGAGAAUAGUCAACGCCUACAUGGACUGUAUUUCAAGGAUGCAGCACAAACAUUCAAUUCUAAAAUGGAUUUGAAAUUGAAUGAACGAGAAUAUCGACGCUGUUUGCAAUUAAACCCGAAUUUGUGUGUGUCCGAUGCGUUUAUCAAACAAAAAACGUUGACAACCUCGUUACCAACACUGAUUAAAACAUCGUUUUGCACUAACACACAGACUGUGUCCACCUUGUAUCACAGCCGAAAAUACGUCGUACCAGCGAAUCCGAAUUUAAGCACAUUUUUAACUGGCAAAUGUAAGGUUUUGAACGGGCUUGCAAACCGAGAACAUGUUACUUGUCUUCUCAUCCAUAGUAAAUACGAUCCAGUUUCUGAUUGGUGGAUUUCUAUUUACGAUGCUGUCCGUAAUGAAGAACUCAGUCAAACACAGCUUACUUUGAUUUUAACCCUAUUUACCCAUCAGAAAGAGAAAUACGAACCAAUUUUGGCAUUGCAAGCCGUUGCUAUGAACCCAAGUGCGUUUGAAGAUUUAAAUCCACCACCAGUCGAACAAUAUGAACUUUCAGCUGGUACCUAUGAUGCCGGUAAAGUGUCGAAUUUACUGCGAAGCAAAUGUGACAUAAAUCACCACAUGAAGCUAAGAAAAAUUAUUGAAACAUUUGAAAACACUGAAAUGGAGAGUGAGACUCUCGCUGAAGAACUUAUAGAACGGUUAACAGAGAAAGUUACAAAAUGUUGGCCAUGCGAUUCAGUCGUUUUGAGCAAAUCCUGGAAUCGUGGCCAACACGUAUUUGAAUUUGAGUUUGAAGGCGCUAAUGAAGCAAUAAAUAGACUGCUUGUCAUUUGGAAUAAUAAUCGAAAGCUUGAAAUCUUCAUAAAAAAUGUUGAAGAACGCUUAAAAUCACUGCCAACGUUAAACCAUAAGCUACCGUAUUACACGCCAUUUCUGAAAGAUGUGUCUCAAAAUUGGGGAAAAUUCGAAAUGGAUUUCGACAGAGUAGUGCAACCAAAUUUAAGCACAUUUGAAGCGAUAAUCAAUGAAGCACAGCAUUCAUGGGAGAUGAAAAAGGAGUCAUCACGUUCUGCAAAUCAAUGGUGGUAUGUUAUUGACAAUGUUUUCAACUCGAAAAAGACACAACAUCUGAUUGAAGCUGGAAUAUUUCCGAGACUGGUUCCGACUUUCCUUUUACCCAAAAUAAUCGGCACAGAAACAGAUCAUCGAUUGAAAGCUUUAAUUGGCGCUUGGGCCAUAGCAAUAGCGCGUGAGCAACGUGAAAAACGCAUUCAGAUCUAUUCACAACGACCAGAACUAAAGGGUUUGAUGAACAGAGAACGAGAAAAUAAGCCGCAUUCUAAUUGGAAACCAUGUGACCGUCCCGAAUGGCUCAUAUUUGAAAUCGAACAGAAUUUAACAAUACGUCCAAUUCAAAUCGAAAUUGCAAACCGAAUGAUCGAACCACCGAAGAAAGAAGGAGUCAAUGCCAAGCACUCCGUAAUGCAAUUGAAUAUGGGCGAAGGGAAAACUGCCGUUAUUGUACCGAUUUCGGCUGCUGUUUUGGCCGAUGGCACUCAGGCUUGCCAAAUAACCGUUCUAAAAUCACUAUUUGCAACAAAUCUCAAGGCACUACGGCAAUAUCUAGGAGGAAUGUUGAAUCGGCGGAUCUAUACCUUUCCAUGUCGUCGAGACAUGAAAAUCGAACAGCACGUCGAAGCCCUGCUGAACAUUUAUGAGGAAUGCAAAAGGGAAAAAGGAGUCAUUCUCACCCUACCGGAAUAUCGACUAUCAUUUCAACUUAAAAUAUAUGAAUCGAUACAAAAAGGACACAUCAACGUCGCUAAAAGCUUCAUGGAUGUUCAUAAGUGGAUUAAUACAAACGUACGAAACCUUUUGGAUGAAUCCGACGCAAUUUUACAGCCAAAAUAUCAACUGAUUUACACGGUUGGCAAUCAAUUAUCGCCUGACGGCGGGUUUGAAAGAUGGUUUGUGACUCAAGCAAUUUUGAAACGCGUUCCAUUCCAUAUGAAAAAACUAUAUAAAAAGUACGGGAAAUCAAAGAUUGAAUUUGAUGAACAAUAUAUUGAAAAGGGUCACGUUUUUGGAGCGCCAAAAGUUAAUUAUCGAUCAGACGUAUUCAUGCCAUGUCGAAUUCUCGAUGAAACAAUUUUUGAUGAUUUAAAAGCUCGUCUAGUCGAAGACUUCCUUAAGGGUGAACUUCAAGUUGCCUUCUCGGUUGAUCCAUCUAUGAAAAGCGAUUUGGAGGAUGUGCUAAAACAAAAGGAAAUUGAUAAAAAAUCAUUGCUAAUGAUUGGGAACUUUCCGUUGAAGGAGCGUAAUACAAUCAUGAUUCUAAGUGGGCUGUUGCGGUUUGAAGUCUUAAAAUUGGUUCUGACGAAACGCUGGCGUGUUAACUAUGGCGUCGAUAAAACACAAAAAGGAAAACGCAAAAUGGCCAUACCAUUCAAGGCAAAGGAUGUUGCAGCUGAAAUGACCGAAUUCGGACAUCCAGAUGCAGCUAUUUGUUUUACCCAACUAAGCUAUUACUAUUCAGGCCUAGAUGACGACCAAUUGUAUCAAGUGUUUGAAGUGCUCGAAAGCGAACAAGGGUCAUCGGUGAUAUAUGAAAAAUGGAUCCAAAGUAUUCCAUCGGAACUGAGAGACUCAUCAAUUGUAUCAUACACUGGCGUUAAUUUAGAUGACACAAAUCAACGUGAACGCUUACUAUUUCCGUUGCUACGUUUUAACAUGCAUGUUAUCGAUUUUUGGCUUUCGAACGUUGUCUUCCAACAUGAAGCGAAGACAUUUGAGCAAAAGCUUAUGUGUUCGGCUUGGGAUUUGUGCAGUGACCAAUUUGAUCAUUGUGUCACCGGUUUUAGUGGAACCAACGACACGCAACAUAUUCUUCCGUUGCCAAUUGCACAAAAUGAUCUGAAGAAACUCGAAAAUACAAAUGAAAUUAUGCGCGAAAUACUGCUUAAACCAGAAAAUCGAUCAUAUGAGGCGCUGCUGCCAAACGUGAGCGGAAAGAAGAUACUUGAUAAGUUGAUAGAAAAACGAAUUCCAGUUCUUCUAGAUUCGGGAGCUUUGAUGCUCGAGCUGACUAAUGAACAGGUUGCCGUUGAGUGGUUAUCAAAAGCUGAACCAAACUACGAAGCAUCUGUUUAUUUUGACUCGAAUGAUAUUCUACAAACUAUUGAUCGCAAGGGUAUUAAAACUGAAUUCGAUUGUUCUGUUUAUCGUGAGAAUUUAAAGCGUUGCCUGGUGUACUUAGAUGAUGCGCACACUCGUGGCACGGAUUUGAAAUUCCCACCGGAAUGGAAAGCUUGUGUCACUUUAUCUGGAGAUAUGACACGCGAUAAAACUGUUCAAUCGUGCAUGCGAAUGCGUCAAUUGGGAAAAGGUCAAUCCAUUUCAUUUUGGGCAUCAUAUGAAGCUGAUGUUCGCAUACGAGAAACCAGUAGAUUAUCAUCUAAGGAUUGUGUAACAAACGAACAUGUAAUCAAAUUCAUUUGUCGCAAUAGUGAACAAUUUGUGAUCACAAACAUGGUUCACUGGACCGCUUCUUCUGUAAACUACACAAAAAAACUCAUUGGACACAAACUCUUCGAAAAUACAAACGAUAAAGAGUCCAUGGAAAAGCUGUACGAGCUCGUGUGUGACGAUGAGUUUGCAAAACUCAGUGAAAUGUAUGGCGAUAAAAAAGAGUCAAUGCUCACCGAAGUCGCAUGGGCUAAAUACGAUAAACUUGCUACAAAACAUAAACGAAAUAGGCCGAUUCUUUCGGUUGUUCGAGACAUGCAAACGAACGUAGAUGACAAAUUGAACAAACUUGCUCCAAAUGUGAAACAAUUUUCAAAUGCGCUUGAUGAAGAGCAAGAAAAAGAACUAGAGCAAGAGAUAGAGGAGCAACGGUCCGUAGAGCGCCCACCACGACAACUUCCAGCUAAUCCAAACUACAAUCCGAAAUUAAGGGAUUUAAUCCUCAACGGCGUAACUGGUAUUAUUGAUGAUAAUAUGAAAAGCGAAUACACAUUAAUUUCCGUUGGAGCGAGUCUGUCACACACAAAAUUGCCUCAUUUCUGUAGAAACAUUAAAAAUGCUUGGGGUAGCCAUUUGUUUGUUACCAAAGAUUAUCAAACAGUUAUAGGUAGUCCGUCGAAGGCUUGUGAUGAAUUUCUGCGCCCAGUUUGGUGGAUUGCACACAUCAAAAAUCCAUUCGGCAAAAAUAUUUCCGUGCUUCUUAGCUCACACGAAUGCGAUCGUUUGUUGCCAAUUUUUCGAAAAAGUUCAAAAUCAACGCUGAUCAUGUAUCGACCUCGCUUGAGCAAAUUGCACAGUAACUUGGUUCACAAUAAAAGACUUCAAGUGACUAAAAUGAUCAAAAAUAAUACCAUCGACAUUCAAGACGAAGUUCAAUUUGAAUUCUACUCGGGUGCAAUGUACUUUCAAAGUGAUGACGAACAAAAUGCUUACUGCGGAUUUUUGGGUUUGAUCCCAUGUCCAAGAACUCCAGAACAGGAUAGUGCAUUUGAAGAAGGUGUUAUAGAACCGAAAGGAUUUGUGAAACCAAGAAGACGUAAAUACUCUGAAGCAAUUUCUAAUUGUGUUGGCCAAUGCAAGUUCGAAGAAAAUCCAGUUGAUUUAGCGAUAAAAAUUAUCGAAGCCAAUCAUCAAGUGUUACUCAAAGAGUCACACGUGGCUUCAAUAUUUGAACGAGGUGUAAAAGUGCCCAUUGAAAAUGGUAAUUGAUAAUGCAUUUAUAUGCCCAUAAUGACAGGUUGAUUCUUCACAUAGCCAAACUAUUGUGAAAUUCAUAUAAUUCCUGAUCAGACUAGACUAAAUUAUAUACAACAAUUGCAAAAAAAACAUAAACAGCUUUAUGAAAUUCAAACAAUCCAAUGAAAUACUGUUGUCACUUCAUCCUCUUACAUAGAUAUUAGAAAAAUGUUCAGUUAAUUUUGAACAUUUUAAUAUUGUAAUUUCUUACCUUUUUAAUCAAUAAAAAAACAGACAAAAACA
Molecule: messenger RNA, 9634 nt
Organism: Sitodiplosis mosellana (orange wheat blossom midge)
Lineage: Eukaryota; Metazoa; Arthropoda; Insecta; Diptera; Cecidomyiidae
Exons: 7
Coding region: 1469-9364 (2631 amino acids)
Source: RefSeq, a predicted model, not a curated record